Strongylus vulgaris is the source of this 399-nucleotide messenger RNA. Lineage: Eukaryota; Metazoa; Nematoda; Chromadorea; Rhabditida; Strongylidae. The record is from the annotation of a GenBank genome assembly.
AUGUCCGUCGAGGGAGUACUGCGAGCAGUACGGCAGAGUGUGGCGAGCUACGACGACGACUGGUCAGAUAUCCUUUCGCAUAUGGUCACUACCAAUUUACUCGUGGCAGCAGCCGGCAUCGUUUCGUACAAAAUGUUUUCCGGACCCAUGGAGUGCGUGCCGCCAAGCUUUUUCCCGAAGUCAUGGGCUACGUCAUGGGCUACGGUUAGCAAGAAUUCUUAUAUUUCAAUUUUCAUUGAGAUCGCACAACUCAAUAAAAAUCCGUCGCAAGAGCAAUAUCAUUUGAAUUAUUUGAUUGAGAUCUUAUUGCUCUUGCGGUGCGUCGACCUCAGAGUUGGAACGCGGCAAAUUCGAAAUCUCCCUGUUUGUGCAGGUGAGGAAGGUAGGAGUUAUGUUUGA